Messenger RNA from Caenorhabditis angaria, 468 nucleotides. The record is from the annotation of a GenBank genome assembly. NCBI's taxonomy places the organism in Eukaryota, Metazoa, Nematoda, Chromadorea, Rhabditida, Rhabditidae.
CUGACAAUAAAAAAUUAUUAUCAUAUCAAUUCUGGGCUUUACCCUCCAGAUUUUCUUCAAUCAAAAUCUGAUCCAUUUUCUCAAACAGCUUCAACUUCAGAUUGUCUUUAUCGAUUCAAAGAAUCUGCUCAAUUUAUUGGUUUUUUAGAUUUAGAAGAUAUUUUGAUUCCAUUUGGACAUUCGAAUUAUUAUUCUGAAUUUUCAUUUGAAAUUGGUGGAGAAUGGCUUCACAAUUAUUUGGUCUAUCAAAAAUUAUAUAAUCCAAAAAACGUUUCAAUUACAAAAAGUGAUAGUGCUGCAUUUUUCGCUCGACCCGAUCAUUUCAAUAUCACAAAAAGUGAUUGGAAUUCUGCCAAUGAAUAUAUUUCUCAAUGUCAUUUUGAACAAUCAGCAGAAAGUCCAAAAGAAGUGAAAAUCAAUGAAAUCAUCCGGCAAUUUACACAACUUCAAAAAAUCAAAUCAAACUGA